Molecule: messenger RNA, 1027 nt
Organism: Marchantia polymorpha subsp. ruderalis
Lineage: Eukaryota; Viridiplantae; Streptophyta; Marchantiopsida; Marchantiales; Marchantiaceae
Source: the annotation of a GenBank genome assembly
AGGCCACCUCCGGUGACUCAGUUGGCCUGGGUUGGUCGGCGUCGGGAGCAUUUGGGUCAGCCGCGUACGCGUCGGGCAGGCCGAGGCUUCGACGUAGAAACCACGUGGUGGACAAAGUCGUGCGCCACAGUCUUGAUCUUGAAAGGCUCCAGACUGGCCCCGCGCGCUGCGCUGGCGGUCGCUCGCACUGCAAGUCUCGAGUCUCGUCUCGCGUUCGCUCGAAAUAUCCUGCGCCGCUUCCAUGGGGCCUUCCCUUUGCCCUUGCGCGUAGCCGCGGCUAUAUAUACCAGAGGCGUCAGGUUCAUCGUCUGAGGCGAGGAACAACGAUCGGUCGAGGAGAUCUUGGACUUGCUUCGCUCGAAUUCGGGUUCAGGAAGUGACGCAGGGGAGACAUGGCCUCGUUUGUCUUCGCCAAGGCUUUCGCCAACGCCGGUGCGGUUGCAACAAUGACAGGAUUUGCUUCUACUGCUCUCGUGUACGUCGGCAAGAAAGCGUUUGCGCUUGAGAAGGAAGGUCCAGUUGCUCAGAGUCCGAAGACAGUUGUGCCGAGACAGAGGAAGCUCGGACUUUCGAUCGCACCUCAAUUCGAUGGUCUGAAUUGCUUUGAAACCAUGGUUUCGAAGUGAAGCAGAAAACCUCACGGAUCUGAAGCUGAACGGGGGAUAUGGGUAGCUUACAGCGCCAAAUGUUGGUCCAUGUAACCCUUUAAUCAUUAAUUUCAUGGCUCUGUAGAAUAUCUAAUCACUCUAGCCGUUUAACAGAAUUAAGAACAAAAGUCACCCAUCAUUACAUUCUUUGGUGCUGUCUUGGAUGGAACUUGAAUUAGUGAGGCAGACACCCCUGUUUGAACAGAUUACUCUUCCAAUUAAAUCGACUAUUUUGUCGUAGUUUGAGUAGAGAAGCAUUCUUGGUAUUGUUUACCGGUAUAUGUUAGCGUCCCUCCUCCUGGGAUGUGGAAAUUUUGAUACUGUUGUAUUUUACAUUUAUCGAUUAAUUGAAAGGAAAAUUGGCAUUGCCAGUUGAUUGC